GACAUCAGUCGCCAGUGGUCGCAGGUUCAACCCCCACCACCUCCCCUUCCUCUGCUCCACUCUGUUCUCUCCAAGAUCUUGGAGAAGCUCAGUGGACAUGGCGGCGUCAAUGGUUACGAGUGGCGGCGGCAGCAAGAAACGCAAGCACGAGCAGUCCACGCCCGAGCUCGGCCACCUCCACGAGGACAUGCUCGAGCGGGUCCUCGCGCGCCUCCCGCCCGCCAGCUUCUUCCGCCUCCGCGGCGUCUGCCGGCGCUGGCGCGACGCCGCGGGGUCGCCCGCCUUCCUCGCCGCGUGCGCCAGCGUCCCCGCCCGUGACCCCUGGUUCCUCAUGCUGUCCGAGCGCCAGGACGAGCGCCGCCCACCCAUCGCGUUCGACGCCGCCGAGCGGACCUGGGCGCGCUGCCGCGGCGCACCGGGGCCGGGGCCGGUACCCGUGGCUGCCGCGGGCGGGCUCGUGCUCUACCGCGCGGCCGACACGGGCGCGCUCACCGUCGCCAACCCGCUCACCGGCGCCUCCCGCGCGCUCCCGCCGCCCCCGCCGGCCACGCUCCAGGCCGUCGCCAUGUACGGCUCCCCCUACCGAGUCGUCCUCAUCCUCGGCAAGCUCACGGACCUCUCCAUGUCGACCUUCGACCCCUCCACCAACACCUGGUCCUUCCCGGUGCCGCUCUCCCGCAAGCCAGACCCAAACGCCUCACCCGCCACCACCGACGCACCAACCCCACGCGGCAACAACAACGAGGACGACGACGAAGACGCCGACGCCGACGACGAUGGCACGGUCUUCUUCCUGACCAAAUCCGGCACAGUAAUCUCCUCAACCACGGAACGCAGCCCAUCGCGGGAGCACUCCUCGGCCGUGACGUGCGGCCCCAACGGCUCCAACCCCGUGGCCUACUUCCUGAGCGGCUCGGGCGCGGUGGUGUCCUGCGACCUGGCUUCCCGCUUAUUCUCGGAGCUCCCGCGCGUCCUGCCCGUCCCCUCCGAGCACUCCAUCGACGUGGCGGCCUGCGGCGGGCGCGCCUACGCGGUGGUGCUCACGGAGUACCUGGACACGGCGAGUCUGCGGGUGUGGGAGUUCCUGGAGGGCGCGUGGGCGCAGGCGGCGGCCAUGCCGCCCGCCAUGUCGCACGGCUUCUUCGGCGCCAAGGCCGACGUCAACUGCGUCGGGCACGGGCGGCGCAUCAUGGUCUGCGUCAGCAGCUCCGGCGAGGCCAACGGCAGCUUCUUGUGCGACGUGGCGAACAACCGAUGGGAGGAGCUGCCGCGGUGCGCGGAUGGCGGGGACGGAGCGGCCGCGGACUUCGUGGCGUCAUUCUCGUUCGAGCCGAGGAUGGAGGUCGCCGUGUGAUGGCCGGAUCCUCCUCGCUGGUCACUUCCAGUUGAUGUGUAGUGUACGUAGGUAGAUUAGAUGGUUUGUGACAUUUGUCCAGUAAUUUCGGAGUUGCUUCAUUGGAAUCA
This is a messenger RNA of Lolium rigidum, 1464 nucleotides long. Its product is annotated as F-box only protein 13-like. Bases 98 to 1354 code for a protein of 418 amino acids. The transcript has a single exon. NCBI's taxonomy places the organism in Eukaryota, Viridiplantae, Streptophyta, Magnoliopsida, Poales, Poaceae. Gene Ontology annotation, molecular function: protein binding. The record is from RefSeq and is a predicted model, not a curated record.